Mucor velutinosus is the source of this 162-nucleotide messenger RNA. RefSeq lists its product as uncharacterized. The record is from RefSeq and is a predicted model, not a curated record. Bases 1 to 162 code for a protein of 53 amino acids. The transcript has a single exon. Lineage: Eukaryota; Fungi; Mucoromycota; Mucoromycetes; Mucorales; Mucoraceae.
AUGCAAUGGGGCAUCUGUACACGAUUUGACACCAGGACAGCUCAAAUUACGCAGGAAGAAGCUCCACCGCACAGCAAAGAGGGCCUUGGAGGCUAUACUGAUGAUGCAUCCGAAUAUCCCGCAUUGGAAUGCCCUAACAACAUUUCUCAAACACCGAAGUAA